Oppiella nova is the source of this 606-nucleotide messenger RNA. NCBI's taxonomy places the organism in Eukaryota, Metazoa, Arthropoda, Arachnida, Sarcoptiformes, Oppiidae. The record is from the annotation of a GenBank genome assembly.
AUGGUCAUUAAAUUAGGUUCAUUGAGCGAGCGAGCGAAACAUACUGUAAUCCUGGAGAUAGGGCCGGCCCGGGGCAACAACUUUGAAUUCUAUCCCUCCAACUGUCGCAUUAUAGCCCUCGACUAUAACAGCUAUUUCGAGAAAUAUUUUCGUCAAAACAAAUCCAAAUUUCCAAACAUCUUAUGCGAGGACUUUGUGAACGGAAUGGCAGAAGAUAUGCGACAAAUAGAAGAUAAUUCUGUGGACGUAGUGGUGGCCACAUAUGUCUUGUGUAGUGUUAAGGAUCGCAAUAAAACAUUGAGAGAAAUACGAAGAGUCCUCAAAAAAGGAGGCACGAUAAUGAAAUACCUCGUGCAACCAAUGGGGGUAUGGUCGCGGUUUGUAUAUCACGACAAACAUUACGUUAAUGAUGACGUCGGUAAGACCAUGCGUAAGGACCCACCGACAGUGACAGUGGCCGUCACCUGGUCUCAUAUAGAAAGGGCCGGAUUUCAUACACUUCAUCUCAAUUAUGAAUAUCCUAAUGAAAUGGUCUUUAUAGCCAGAGCCCACAUCUGGGGAACGGCUACUACUCAUGAAACAGACGAAUUUAUGAAUAAGGAUUAA